GUCGGAGUUCGGUAACUACGCUGAGUUUCGCAAGGGAGACAGCGAUAAGUGUAAGGGAGACCGCAGUGCUUGUGGAGACACCUGCGAGCAAGAGGGCAAUACGGACGACAAGGAUGAAACAUUGCAUCAUAAUUUCUUCUUAACAGGUACAUAAGGCUGAAAAUAAAAAGGAUAGCGAGGAAUUGGAGAAAGAGAUGGAUGAUAUGGCAGUACAGGUGCGCGGUCUUGCUCUACGCGACAUCGGACAUAGAUCUACUAGACACGACACAGACGAAAAGACGAAGGACACGGGGGGCAAAGGCCUUGGCGUGGAGGUACCGGAGCGAUGUGGCAAAGCGCUCAGUCACGCGCUGAAGGGACUGUUAGCUCUCCAUCAUCUUACUAUUGACAAGUCUAAGGAAGAAGAACGGGAGCGUCUCAAACAGCAGAUCAUCAUCGAAGAACAGCAUCCUAAAAUGGCAAACCCCUACGAGCCUAUCAAGAUGGACUAUGAACCCAUAAACAAAAAGAAAGAGCCGCAGGAACAUACCUCUAGAAGUCGGCGACGGAAACGUGAUAAAAAGCAAACCAAAAAGUCUGGAAACUGUCUAAUCGAGACCAACUCUAACGUAGACAAGAAUGCCAUUUUGAUCAGAAAUAAGAUAUUGCAAUGGCAAGAGCCGAAUAGAGAUGAUAACUUCGCGUGGAAGAUGCACCUGAAGACAUUGCUUUACGAAAAAAUAUGUUUGGCUUACGCUACUUUAGCUGAGUACAGCUAUUCGCACGAGCAGUACGGCUUCUCGCUAAAAUACAUUGAUAUAGCCAGUAAAUGCCAGAAGCUGUUAAGCAGCAUGAUAUUGAAGAGUCGAGUGGUGGAUGCGUCCUGUCUUGUCGGGAGAGUGGGUGAUAACUUCAUCCAGAUUAGUAAACAUUGGGGUAAGCUGGAGCAAUUCAGGAAACAGUUUAACACAGACCAUGAGAUUGAUGCAGUGAUAAGAAUGGAGAUUGAGAACGAUUUGAGUGAAGAGGCUGACGGUGUCGUUACAGAUGAAUUUGAUUUGGAUAUAUCGCUGCCCACGAGCGAGACGGAGGCGAUGGUGUCGUCGUGCCACUACUACCGGCGAGCGAGCGAGGCGCGGCGGGACGGAGCGAGCAGGCGGGCUGAGCUACAGCGGCGUCUGGCGUCCGUGUGCAACGAGCUGGCUGUCAAGUACAUGAGCGAUGCACAGAGUGUAUACUCGAAGUUCUUCGCCGAGGAAGACGAGGGGAGUCCAAUGGCGCAGCAAUACCUGGCGCAGUUCACGGCCAUGUCGAAGAAGUCUUCGGAGCUGCUCGACGAAGCGACGGAGAUCUUCGAGAGGGUCAACGACCUGCCCAAUUUAGUGCUGCUUUACUGCAACAAGGCGCGGUAUAUGAGGUUCAAGGCCCACUGUGACCCGGACGGCUCGCUGGCCCCCAAGUCGAGCUUGUACCGUGAUGCAGAGGAGCUGUACUUGAAGUCUCUCCGAGUGCUGGGCUCGCGCGAGUGUUGCGGCGCGGCCUCUGUGUGGGACCUGGUGUGCUGGGAGCUCUCCUGUCACCUGUAUACCAAGGCCACCCUGCUGUACGAACACUCCAAGGAUCCAGCAGAAAUAAUGGAGUCUUUCAAGCAUGCGCUCAAGUACUGUCAGCUGAGCCCGGGGCCGAGGCAAUAUCUGUACCAGUUCCGUGCAGCCAUGAUCCACACUCGGCUAGGGUCGCUGUAUCAUGCGCAGUACAGGUCGUUGUCACCUGAUAACGACGGUGCCAAGCGGCGUGCCCUGAUGACCCUGGCGUGCACCAACUACGAGCGAUCCACGAUGAUGCUAGCGACCCUGGAGGAAGUAGCCCUGUUCCUGACGGCCAGGCUGGAGCAUGUCGCCGCGCUCGAGAUGGUUCCAGUCUCAUCAAACAUCAAACUGAAGUCGCUCCAAAACGCAGUAGAGUUACUCCGUCAAUGCCACUCCAUCAUGAAGGUGCUCAGAGACAAAGAGCCAGAUGAGAAAGAACAGGCGAAACCUGAAGACGAUCACAGCGUUACUGACGAACUCAGCCUGCUGAAACUGUACGAGACCAAACUCCACCUGAUGCUGAAGAGCAUAGUGCAGUACUGCAGGUGUUCGAAUACCAAAGACUACGAGAAAAUGGCGGAUUCGUAUAAGAGGUUGUAUUUAAUUAGUUUGAAGAUUAAGAAGAGCGAGGAUAUAAGAUCAUACGCGGCCAGUAUCUGUGACGUGCUGCAGGCUAUGGAUGAGGUUAGUUAAGAAUGUGAAAUUCAUCACCAGUGAGAGGCUUCUUUGCACAGGAAGCCGGCUAGAUUAUGGUUACCACAACGGCGCCUAUUUCUGCCGUGAAGCAGUAAUGUGUAAGCAUUACUGUGUUUCGGUUUGAAGGGCGCCGUAGCUAGUGACAUUACUGGGCAAAUGAGACUUAACAUCUUAUGUCUCAAGGUUACGAGCGCAAUAAUUGUAGUGCCUCUCUGAAUUUUUGGGUUUUUCAAGAAACCUGAGCGGCACUGCAUUGUAAUGGGGAGGGCGUAACGAUUACCACCACCUGAACAUCUUGCUCGUCUCGUCCCUUAUUUUCAUAAAUAAAUCUCAUUCACGGCCAAGCAAUUUUUUUAAUUUUACAUCAGCUGUGGGUUGUCUGUGAAAUGCCCUCGUCCUUAUUCUUCAAUGAUGUUAUUUCUGUCUGUUUAAUGAAUUUAUAUGGACGAUGACGAAAUCAAUCUCUUUUUUGUCGGUUAAAUAUAAGAGUUUUUUUUAAUCGUUUUGUAUUGAUGUAAACUGUGCCAUUUUAUGUCAACAAAAGCACGAUGCAGUAACAGAACAGAACUUUAUUUACAUACUAGAGCGCGCGAAUCGACGCACGCGCACAUACACACAAUUUACUCGACCGCUAAGCAAUCUUGGAAAGACAAAACUAUUGAGUGCGGCGCCGUGACGUCAUCAAUAUUUUUGUAGCACUCCGCUCAGACGUAGGUAUAAAUUUGAAGGAGGCCGCUACUGUUCUAUAACUUGUAUUGUGACUAAUAUUAUUUUGUUUUCACGUAGGCAUCUACAUCUAACGUAAACAUUGAAGUCACCCCCGAUGUAUUGCAGUGACGUAUCCUUUGACAUGUUCGUUCUUGUCUGUUUGCAUACAUUUGUUUUAAAUUGUCGACUUACGUAUAAUAUAAUCUUAAAUCAUAUAUACGUCUAGAUAGACCAUGACAGCUGUGAAAAUUUAAUAAAAAUUAUACCAUAGAACUAACCUCUAUUUUGAGCAAUGUACGCACACUAACACAAAGUGUGAUACAAAUCGCGAGUGUAAGAUGUAACUUGUCACGCAUACACAACUAAUAUUCCUGGCCUGUUUCCAUCGGUUGUCUUACAGCAAAAGACUAUCGAGACGUAUUAUCUAAGGUAAUAAUAAUAUAAUCUAUGAUAAAGUGUGUUCUUACCGUUUACAUAACUGUUCAUUAAGGAUAACGUCUUCGAUAUGCCUUUAAUAAAAACCUUUAUCUACACCCAUGCUUUAAUCCUCUAUUAAAGAUUCUAAAACAGUAAGCUAAUUGCCAAAAUUAAAACACCCAAUGUUCUAAUAACCAUUACAUCAUCCAAACGAGUGUUGUAAUGAAAUUCAGUACAACAUUACAACACUCGUUUGGGUGAUGUAAUGGUUACUAGGACAGGCUUUUUUAAUGUUAGCAGUAAGCUAACUGUUUCAGAAUCUUUUAUAAAGGAUUCAUAUUAUGGGUAUAGAUAAGGUCUUGUAUGCAACUGUUGAUAAUUAGGUAUUAUAAUACUCAUGUGAUACUAUUAUAAACACACAUUCGUGUUUUAUUACCCCUUAUUACACAACAGUUGCAUAAAUAACUAUAAUCUCAUUGUGCCUUAGAACCUAAUUUAUGACAAUCUCAUGACUUUCGCGAAGAUUCGACGUGAAUUUAUAAAAAAAAAUAUAUAUAUCGUGUAUGUAUUGGAAACUUAACUUACAUAUCGGCUAAAAAAUAUUUUAUUAUUAUGUCAUAUUAAAUAGGUAAAGAAUAUGUGAAAUAAGUGUUUUUAUAAAUUUUUACCAACAUUGAAGAGAACAUAUUUUUUUUUUAAUGAAAUAAUGGCUUGAACCCUUUUCCUUUUCCACGUAAAAUAAGCGUACAGGUAACGUCGAAAUGCGAAAAAUAUUUAUGCUAUCAAAUUUAGCAUGAUCGACUAUAAUAUAUAUAAGAAUAAUAUUUGCAAGAUGAUGAAUAAACAAAAUAAAUUAACAUUUGACCGUAGAUUAAGGUUGGGUUUCCGCUGCGCUCCAACUAGAUACCGCACUACCUGAGGACAAUAGCUUUUUUAUUACGGCAACUAUUAGAUGCUUGUGUGCGAAGUAUCUUUCAAAUUUUGUUACAUACGCUUCGUGUUAUUUUACAUUGAAAUUAAUAAAAUACAAAAUACUGAUGAUACGUAUCUGAUCCCAGUGUCUUUCUUAUUUCUUGUAGUAUUAUUAUUUUUACAAAGUGUUACUACGGAACCCGGCAUUUUAGUUUCAACUAUUAGCAAAGUUUAACAGAACAUUUGGAACGUCAACGUCACACGUUGUCCGAGACUGGCUCGAUUACGUCUACUUGGGCGUAGUAUUCGUUGCCGCACUUUGCGACUACGCCUGCGUUUGCCUGUAUCUAGUUGGAGCGCAGCGGAGACCAAUCCUUAAUCUAAGUCGGUAAUAUAAAUCACAAAAUUUCACAGCGUCUCUGUCAACCUAUCUAAAUGUGUUCAAUCACACCGCUGAAGAUUUUACGGCCACAACUUACCUGUCACUGUUAAACCUUAAAGGCUUAGUUCUUAACAGUAUUUCUAUUUGCGAAGGAAUAUUUAUGGCACCUAUAGUUGUUAUCUCAGUGUACUCUGUAAAGCAAUAUAGUGAUAAUAGAUGUAGAUAUUAUAUUGUCUAUAAAACAUGUCUGAUAUUAAAUAUAUUUGUAUUUAUUUAAA
Molecule: messenger RNA, 4961 nt
Organism: Leptidea sinapis
Lineage: Eukaryota; Metazoa; Arthropoda; Insecta; Lepidoptera; Pieridae
Product: erythroid differentiation-related factor 1
Exons: 10
Coding region: 195-2261 (688 amino acids)
Biological process (GO): positive regulation of DNA-templated transcription
Source: RefSeq, a predicted model, not a curated record